GAUGGGGCGAGAGAAGAGACACGGGAAAGAUGCGCACUUUGCGUGUUGAGAAAAUAAAAUUGUUCCUUCUCUUUUGCAUUAAAGUCAGUCUAGAUUUUUUUACAAUAGUUUUCUUAUCAAGUUUGAAACCCGAAAUGCCGUUUACAGUGCAGUGAUUAUUCGUAAUAAAAUAAAAAUGAAAACGUAGACAGGGUUAUGGGGUUCGGCUUGCGGUAAACGGAACUGAACAUUGUGAAGCCACGGUAAUUGUGAAUAUUCCGUGGAUGAUGUCGAAGAUGCGGCAAAGAAGACAUGUAUCAACGACGGAGGAGCUUUGUCUUUAUACAGCGUAUUUCGGCUAGAAUUUGUCAGUGAAACCGGUACAAAUGAGUGUUGAUAUAUGGCGGCGCGAGUAUUUUUGCUCAGCAUCUUACUUACAGAAGCUUUGAAAACCGCCAGCUUUGAAGGUGUAAAAGGAGUGAGCAUAAGUCACGGAGGAUUAAAUGUGUCAAAACCUGAAAUCUUAGAAUUGGAACGAAACGAAAGGCUAGGUGUUAUGGUGGAGGAAGAGCCCAAUGGCAGUAUUGUUGUUGGCCGAAGGGGAGCGAUUCUCAAUUGUUCCAUAGGGAAUAACCAAAAUGUAUCUUGGCUACGGAAUGGAUUAGCAGCGCCUCCGUGUGGUCUGGUACGAUGCAAACUGCGUAAUGGUUCUCUACACUUUCUAAAGAUGACACGAAAGAGUAAAGGACAAGAAAGCCACAAUAGUCCAAGUGAUAGAAUUCAAGCAUUGGAGUCUUACCGUUGUGUUACAAAAAAUGCUGCAGGUUCGCUAAGGUCCUCCCCUGCAUUUUUACAGAUUGCUGACUUAUCUCGAGAAUUUGACGAAUCGCCACAAGAUUUGAUCGUACACGAGGGGGAAGUAGCUAGAUUUUCUUGUUACAUCAGUAGCAUUCCAUUUCCACCAAACAUUACUUGGCAGCAUAAUGGACAGUUUUUGCCCUAUGUUCGUGGAAAAAAAUAUUUCUUGGUAUCACCAGGUGUUCUAUAUAUAAGUGCAACGAAUCUAUCUGAUGCUGGUUCAUACAGAUGUGUAGUAAAUAACAAGUUUUUAAAGAAGACUAGAAAAAGCAAAGAAGCGCAACUGCACGUUAUUCCAAAAAUACAAGAAAAGAGAUCAGAUGUACCUAUUAUCCUUUUUCCACAAAUUUCAAGUAGUUAUAAGCUCAUUGCUGGGUCUGAUCUGACGCUAGUGUGUGCCGCAUCAGGUUUUCCAACUCUUAUAACUUGGACAUUUGUUUCUCAGUUCCCAGAUGGUGCCGGUUACAAAGAGCCCCGUGUGCUCCUAAAUUCCACAGGCAGUGUAGCAGCGUUAAUGUUAGAAGAGCUUACCAUAGCGGAUGCGGGCAUUUAUGAUUGUUCUGUAAAAAACUCCAACGUGACCCUCCAAACUCAGAAUAUUACAAUAGACGUCCUAAUACCACCAACUUUUAUAAUGAAACCUAUCAAUCAAGUGCAGCCUAGUGGAAGAACAGCCCGGUUCGAAUGUCAAGCUGAAGGACGUCCUACGCCACAAAUUUACUGGCUUAAGGAUUCUGUCAAUAUCACUAUGAACCCUCGGGAAAAAACAUUCGUGAGCAACAAUAAUAAAGUGGGACUAGUAAUCUCAUCCACAGUUCCGUCCGAUGCUGGUAUAUACCAGUGUGUCGCGGUGAAUGUUGCUGGAGAAAUUUGGGCUGCUGGUAGGCUCCAGGUCACCAAGUCACCGCAACGCCCCCCUAUUCCUACGUCUUUGCAUUGUCACGCCUUGUCACCAGAUAUAAUUCAUCUAUCUUGGAAAAUACCACAAACAAUGCCGUUCCCUAAUGUUGAUUCGUAUUUCACCGUUCACUAUGCUCUUGCAGAACCAGGCAGCCGAGAAGACAUUGCCUUACCCGAACCAAAUUCAACAGUCGUUGAAGUUAAAUCGCUGAUGCCGUUUACUAAUUAUACAAUGUAUGUCCGAACAUGGAACACAUAUGGAUCUAGCGAACAAUCGGCUUCUGUUAAUUGUGCAACUGCUGCAAGUGGUAUGGGAACAAAUGAUGCAAGGCUAAAUUUUUCGAAUAAAUUUGUUCCUAUAGCCGCUCCAAUGACAAAAGUCAAAGUGAUUAGUCCUACAAAACUUGAAGUAUCAUGGGCACCACUAAAUAAGACAGAGGCACGAGGAUUUAUCCUGGAAUAUAAAUUACAAUGGAGGCUUCAACAUCAUCCCUCGUCCAGGGUUCUCCGUCUCCCAUCAGCUGUUAACCAAUAUACUCUCACUAAUUUGGUUCCUGGCAAAUCUUAUGAGAUUCGAGUCUUAGCUCGAACAGAGCAAGGCUGGCCUAAUGUUAGUGAUUCACAAUUCGGGUGGACCAAUGCUUUGAUGCCCUCAACUAACUCCAGCAAACUCCCGCCGACAGAUUUAUUGAAUCUCAAUGUGGCAAACAUCAACUCAUCAACUGUUAAGCUAAGUUGGAAUAUGAAUGGUGAAACACAAGGGUGGCCAGACGACUUUGAUUUGUGGCAGUUAUACUAUCAGAAUGUAGUCGGAAAAAAUCUGACGACUACUUAUCUGCCUAAGAAUUGUACAGAGUACAUACUUACAGACCUUGAAGCUGAUGCAUCGUAUGACAUCGGAUUGUGUAUGAUCAGUUCUGGGAAAUUAUUGGAAUGUUUUCAAAUGUAUUUGGAUUCGAAAAGGCUUAUCGAAGAUCAUACUCUGACUAAUCUGGAAGGGGUUCCUGUUUCAUCCACUGCUAUAAAUGUAACUUGGUCUGCUGCCCCUUCUCACAUAGAUUAUUGCUACGAAGUGUGUUAUAACACUUUCCACCCCACAAUUCCGGAACCAUUGCAGUGUUUCAAUACCACAAAUAUGACGAUGACAGUGCGUCAUCUAAAACCGUUUACAAUAUAUCAAUUCAAAGUCAGAGUCCUGUAUAACACAAGCGAACGAGUUGGUUUGUACAGCAAAGAUAUGGAGUGUCGGACAAAUCAGGAUAUUCCAGGUACCGUUAGAGAGAUAAAAUGGUUUCUAUCCAACAUUACUGAGGUUGGUAUUACGUGGAAACCGCCAAGUAAAACAAAUGGAGUAAUACGCAACUACACUAUUUUCUACACAACUGAUCCUUUCGCUACACCCUUGAAAUAUUGGGCAAAUAUAACUGUACCUGGUGCAAAUACAACUGCGAAAUUGCCACGCCUUAUCCCGAGUACGCGAUACUUUGUAGAAGUACGAGCUGCUACCGAUGCUGGAUAUGGAAAAUCCUCGGAUAGAAUCAUUUUCCACACAGGUGAUGUUCCAAAGAAUUCUACAGAUCCUUUAUAUGGGGGUAGUCCGUCUCCCACUCUAGGAACAGAUCAAAGUUUUGGAAUCAUUGUUGGUGUAAGCAUAAGCACCUGUUUUAUUGUUAUUUGCCUGAGCAGUAUAUAUUUUCGAAAAAAGUGGGAAAAUACACAAUCACCCCAGGAAAGUUUACAGUCGUUGAAGGAUCGUGGUAUAUUACGCAAUGGAAAUGGCCGCUGUGCAGAGAGAAAUACAAUUGGCGGCAACCAACAUGCAUGUACAGCGUCGACUAUGAAUGACAUUGAACUAACCACCCUAUGUCCACCCUCCCCUAAAUCCGCAAAUUCUCAUAUAGAUACUAAGGGCGGUUGUUCUAACGGCAUUGUUGAAUGUUGCAUGAAAGAUUCCCUUUUGACAGUUUGGAAUAUGAACGAUGAUAGUAAAGAUCUAGACAUUACCAUAAAUCCUCAGUUUGACAGAAAGGGCAGCACCAGCUCGCAUCAACAGCCUCAGCAGGAUCUAGAUCGCACAAGGAUUACGAUGUUAAAUUCUGCAGCGGCAAGCAGCUGUAGCAGCUUAAAUAAUAAUUUUGAAUGUUUGGAAAACUUGUUGUCUCUACAACAAGUGCCAUCAACGUCAGUUCCUGUCGUUGCUCCCAAUGGGUGAGAACACCUUCAUACCUUUAACAAAUGACGUAUUCCGUGCUUCUGGAAUAAUCAUCAGGUCAUAAUAAUGAGAAUGCUCGUGUUACUCCAAAUCGCCAUUGGGCUGGCUUCGAAUCGAUAUAAUAAAUGUGAGUAUGCAGGUUAUACGCUCUGAAGAGACGAUCUUUGAUACUAUUGAAUGAAGGAUGACGUGAAGUUGUUUAGUAAGCUAAGAAAAGAACGAUUUAGUAUUGUACCAUUAAUAUAUAGUAUCGAAUUGCAUAGGUGCCUGAGUUACUAUAGUACUGGCUAUGUAAAUAUUAUUCGAUGUAUUAUAAGUGUUUCACUGACCAGUUACUAAAAUGAAAUCACACAUCAACAAUUAGCCCAGCUACACAUACAGUACAGUUACACAUACUUUCUGAUAUUGAUCAUGGAAAAUGAUUUUGACCACAUGGUAUUUGCUCAUAUUUAAUAGAUUAUUAUGAUGCGAUUGUUUGUUCGAAAAAAAUAAUUUCAAAACGCGAAUCUUUUUGACAAUGAAAUAUUGAUAAUAUUAAUAUAUAUUAGAUUUCGUUAUUUAAUAAUGUAUGUAAAUAUUAACACUUAUAUUAGACCUUUUUUUUUGUUUUCUAUACGAUGCAGAUACAUUUGACAAAGGAACUGUUUACACUAACAUUUAGUUUUCGGAAUUCUCUCAAACGCAGAAACACACACAAUAAAAAUGUGUACGAUGUUACUACUUAUUCGGUAACAAUCACGACAAUACUACCUAAUUGUGCAGGCAUUCCAUUAGCAUUCUUAAGUAAACUCUUACCUUUAGUCUUUAUUUCGAUACUAAUUUAAUAGUGACAGAGCUAUUUCUUGACUCUCGAGAAAGACUGUAGUUAUCCGACAAGACUGAACUUAUUGAAGGAGUUUCAGACACAUUUGAAACAAAUUUUCUAAAUAUUUGUUACCAAUUUAAAAAGCUUACAGACUGAAGUAUCGGCUGCGAAUCCUCAUUCAUGUUGAGGAAGGCUGACGAUUUCCGCUUGGAAACUUUAUUUCUUCAUUUCUUGCAUGUCACUUUGAGAGAAUAAUUACAAGUUCAACUGCAAGGAGUAAUAAAUAUUAAAUUUAUUAUUUAAUUAGCAGCUAUUCUAUCAGUUUCAAAUUUGGUUUAAACCCUGUGACUUUUUUUUUUCAUAAGUCAUACAAUAUUCUCACAUCAAGUUUUUGAUGUGUAGUGAACAACUUCGACAGUUGUGUUGUUGUACACUUCACGAAUGAAACUAAUAAUUGCUUACAUACUAAUAUAUUAAUUUACAAUGAUGCGCAGGAACAGCUAGUAUGGAAAUGAAUUGAGAAAUUUUUUAAUUUAGAUUAUUGCUUUGCCUUUCUUUCGAGAUCAAUAUUGUCAGGCUUGAAUAUUGUUUAUAUCGUACUCGAAAAAUAAAUGGUCAGUUCAGCUGUAUUUCGAUAUCAGAGAUGUGUUCAGAAAUGUGUUCACGGUGGUAGGACGGAAUGUUACCACGUAACCUGUAGUGUCGAGUGAUGUAUGUGCCUGAUAAUGCUGAAGAAAUCGAGACUGCUGACUAUUAAUAUCUUUCAGGACUUGAGGUAUCGAUAAAAUGAUGCUACAUAUGGACAGCUUUAUGGGCUUUUGAGUACGAAAGUAUAUCUUGUUGGCAAAAAUGUGAAUUUCGCGUAUUUCAGUCAACCUUCUCAUGGGAAAUGUGAACCUUACGAUACACUAUAGGGGAACACUUUGCUGUUCCUAGAUGAUAGUGGAAUAAACUUUGUUACGAACGUUUAGUCUUGAAGACAUUUCGGUCAGUUUGGUCUCGCUGGUGAUGUUUCUGAACACUUCUCUGGGGUAUAAUUUAUAGUACAUUAUUACAAGUUCGAUUGAAGUGUAUAAUGUAUUACUGAUUCGUUUCACAUGAUGAAAGUAUGAAUUUUAUAUGGCAACUGCAUCUGGAUAACUCAAUACAAUAUCAAACGAAUUCAUAAAUUUAAUGAUAUAAUCGGUGUAAUGUUUUAAGUAAAAGUUUUGAUAGAGUUAUUUUGGAUAUGGUUGAUAACUUGAUUGAAAAGAAUCAAAAUAGGAUCAUACAUCGUUGCUUAGUACUCGGAUUAUUGCAUUAAUUUAAUGCAACUUCGCCAAUUUACAUAUUUCUUUACCUGUAAGCAUUAGCUUGUGGAUAUUUUCAUAGAGCAAACAUAACAGAUAAUAUUAUAAGAGGAUAGGUAGUGAAUGUUGAAUUUUUACAGCAUUUCUACUUAAGUGUAUACAAGCAUUUACAUUUUAUACUAAACAUUCUUGAUUGUAUUCUAUUCAAUAUGGUUAUACCGACAGUUUGAUAUUCUUUUUGUUAGUUUUCUAAACAAAACGAGCUACUGAAUCAUUUGAUGAUCAUUUUCCAAUAUUAAUCUCACUUUAUUUAAGACAGAACUUAUUGCGAAUACAAAACAUACAGUCAAUACAGCACUCAUACAGAAUGGUGCACGUUACCAUGACAGAAGAACCCAACGCAGUACCUGAUAGACUAAGUUGUAUCGUUUAGAGUGAGUGAGACGUAGGCAUGUCAAUGUUAUUGCUGUUCCUCUAUUAACUGCUAUUUAUUUCUUUAUACAUUCAAUAAUAUUUUAGCUUAUCAUCAACAUGAACUAUGCGAUAAUGUUGACUAGUAGGCGUUGACUGAAGAUAUAUGAAAACCGCUAGUCCUAUGGACUUUGACGAGCUGAUAAGCGGACCUAAAGAGCCAGAGGAAAUUUCGGUUACUUUGCUAUGAUAACUUGAUUUUACAUUGGGAUUUUCCAAGUCGAGUCAGUAAUUGCAACGUAGUAGAAUUACCCACUGUGCCUACUCGGCACCAAGCAUUCCAUCACGAAAAAUAACCCAAGCCUAGCAUUGUUUGUAAAUCUUCAGUCGACGUAAUAGGUAUGCACGAAAUCUAAUGUCAUAAAUCUAAUUACCAGUCAGAAACAAGAUGGCACUUCAAGACCGUUAAAAAUUUUUUGCCAUGAUGCUGAUGAAUCAAUGCACAGCUCAACUAUUUAGUGCAAACGUAUUCCGGAUAAAUGUUUGGCAGUUGUUUAAAAGCUAUUUGAAAUUUUCAAGGGACUCCGCUAGUUUUAUUGUGAACUAAUUAGAUAUUAAUCUUGAUACAGUGAUGUUGGAAAAAUUUGUUUUGACUAAUCCAAUACUAGUAAUGUAUAGAUUCUAGAUUGUAAAUUGACAACUUUGCAUUCCGCUAUUUUAUAUUAUAUGAAGCACUCAGAGCACCUACAGUUUUUCAACCGUACCUUGUUCAAUGUCUUGCAUAGUUCUUUGAAUCUAGCGUGUUUACUCAUGAUUGUUAUUUCUUUACGUAUCGAUGCUACCAUUAUUUCGUUAAUAGAAAGUAGAAUCAACCAAUUUGGUUGAGUUAUGUUCGUUACCAAUAUAUUGUAGAGCCUACAACUCCUUGAAACAUUGAAUUUUUCAUAAUAUCAUAAUCUACGACCUUUAGUUCAGACUAAUAAAUUCCUUAUAUCAUUUCUUCAAACAUACAAAGUACAAAAUUAAACAUUAAAUUUGCACAUUAGUCAGAGAACCUAGUCACAGAUUACAUCGUGCAUCUUUAAAUUCAUCUUCACGAACUCCGCAUCUUCAAUUCCAUACGACAUUCAAUUGAACUGCUAAGUUGUUGUAACUGAGUAUUAAUAUGUCUAAUAUUAUAUGCAGUUCUUGUAAAAUCUUUUUGCAGCCUGUAAUAAAACACCGAAAUUACACACAACUGUAUAAGGUUUACCAAAACUGCUGACUAUUGCUUUCUCGCCACAGUAAACGCAUAUAUUGCUGGCUGAAGAUAUUUAAGAACACAAAUGUGUGUGGCACUGUGUUCAACUCACGUAGGUUCACAGAUGAUUGUAGUUUUCUGCACUUACCAUGUAAUUUAAUAGAAUCAAAACCUAAAUCGAGUUGUUAAUUACGAAACCACUCAAUUCCCCCUAUGUUCCUCAACUUCUUUGUCAAUAACUAUGCAUACUAGUUCUGUAGGGUUUGUCGGUCUUUAUAUACAUAUUUUCAGCCAGUGCACUUGCAUCAGCGAUAGAUUAUUAUUAUUAUAUAUCCAUAAUUCGAUAAAUUUGGAAUUUUGUGAUUUUAUGAUGAAAUUUAUUUUUAAUCAAUAUACUCCGAAGAGAAUUUGUAUUUUUCCCAAUUGGAGAGUGGGCAAUAGUUGGUAGUUAUGUGUGGAUAGAUAUUUUACGCCUACCAAACUUAAUGUUAUAAACUUAUUUCACUACAAAGAUGGAUAACAGAUGGAGGAUAUCGCGGAGUCCCCAAUACGAUUGUUACAACUCCGCGACGAAUGAAAACCCUAUACGAGAUACCUCGUAAGCUUUCCAUAAUCCCAAAGUGAGCAUUUUUCCCGUUAUUUCUUAGUACAGUGAUGUUCCCUGCUGUUGUUAGCAUUUACAAACAACAUUAACGAUUUUCGUUAUACUCACACUUGAAAAUGAUUCGAAGAAUCUUAUAAUAUUCUCCGAUGGAUGUAGUAAUCUUGAGAUAUCUUGUCCAUUCAGAAAUGGGGUUGCCACAUAUGAAGUUAAGAAUCUUAACAAAUCUUCAGAACUGAGCGAUGCUUUUGAACAGCCAUGAUAUGAUGGUGUUAAGAAAACCCUUUUGUCAAAUUAUGUUUAUUCAACUGAUAUGGUUAAAUACUCCACAGAAUAUAUUAUGAAAUUAUGGUCAUACAUCUGUCAAAAUUAUUUCUGAAGAAAUAUGUUACGUUUAGAAAAUGGAUGAUAAAUCUAUUAAAAUGCCGAAGUCAUUGGCAUUUUGAACGUCUUCUGCAGCAACCCCAUUUAAAUGAAUAAAACUCCUUAGAGGUUGCUCUCUAGGGCGAUUUUCGUAACUUAACUUUAACUUAACUAUCGUACCUACUCGUUACUGUUCUUUAUAUUUAAACUGUUUUAAAUACCUCAUGGGAACUUUUUAAAAAAUAUUAAUUAAAUGUAAUAAACUAUUGCUAAUUUUUUUCUAUUCAUAUGAUAUACAAAUAACAUUUAAGUAUUGUUACUAUAAUUAAUCACAUUGAUUAUCUAUCAUUAUAUGAAUGUUUAUAAUUUAUUUUAUUAAAUAAAUAUUAUUUUCACUUUAAGGUAGUUGAUUCCGUUUUACAAGUAUAUUAGUUGAAGGUGCAGUUACUUUGUAAAUACUUAACAUGAUUGUAUAUACACAUCCAUUAUUAUGAUUACUAUAGAAAAAUAUAAAAAUUAUAUAUUUUAAUAUAUUGAAUAUGAUUAAUUACGUCUAAUUACAAUCCUAACGUUUAGUAUUGAAAUCCGCAUGGUACAAGAGAUAUUUAAUAAUAUUGUUGACAUUUCUGUAUACAGCAUAUUGUUGUAACGAUGAUAGAAUAAAAUUAAGAUCGUAAUAUAGUAAUAUUAUUAUUUCAAGAUUUUUUAUUUUUCGAGUCUUUAGUAUCUACUGCGCUGUGCACUUUAUUUUCAAAUUUAAUAUUCGGUUCGGAAACAUUACGAAUGCUAUUUGAUAUAAUUAUUGAUUUUUAUUGACAUGCACCUGUAUACAUGAAUUUGAUACAGUCAAAUAAUCAUCGCUUAAUAGUGUACCUCAAAAUGUAUUUUACUAUAGUUUAAUUUAAUUAGAUUAAUUAGCUCGGGCUAUAAAUAAAUGCAUCCGCACAGUGGUUAUUGUUUGUGGAAUAACUGAUAAACCUGUACGAGCUACUAAGUGUGCAAUUUAUUCUAUCAAUAGUAAAAUAGCUCAUUCUUGCAAGAUGUAAUUCAUAUUACUCUACUAGUCUACUAAUACAGUCUAGCUUAAAACACGAUAAUUGCGCUAUUCAAUUCACUUCAUUACAAUACUAAUCAACCGAAUUUCUAGGCCACUAGUAUACCAAA
This is a messenger RNA of Neodiprion fabricii, 9822 nucleotides long. Its product is annotated as protogenin B-like. The record is from RefSeq and is a predicted model, not a curated record. Gene Ontology annotation, molecular function: protein binding. Gene Ontology annotation, biological process: cell-cell adhesion. The transcript is spliced from 20 exons. Bases 380 to 3949 code for a protein of 1189 amino acids. NCBI's taxonomy places the organism in Eukaryota, Metazoa, Arthropoda, Insecta, Hymenoptera, Diprionidae.